GGUUAUGGCGGUGAGGUGUUUUUUCUGUUAGGCCCGAGCGGAGCAGUGAGGCCCCGGGCCGGCGUUUCAUACAGAACCGGGGGACGGCGGGAAUAUGAAAGAAGUGCCAACAUGACAUCAAGAUAUGGGAAAACCUACAGUAAGAAGGGGAGCACUGGCAAUUCGAAAUUUGACGAGGUGUUCUCUGGUAAGCGAGCGAAAAUCAGCACGAAAUGGGGCGAGACCACCUUUAAGGCUCAGCUGGGCCAGAAGAGACCGAAUGUGAAAGCAGAGCCAGUGGAACAGCCCAAGCGGCAGAGGGUUGAAGACCACUUGCCAGAGGACCCAUUUGGGUUUGACAGUGACGAUGAUUCUCUCCCGGUGUCAUCGCGAAAUCCGGCUCCGGCCAAGGUGCCGCAGCCUGUGGAGUCUCUGAAGCGAUCCGAUGCGGACGGAGUGACCUCCCUGCUGGAGGUGAACAGUAGGAUGAUCCGGCCUGCUGGCGGCGAGGCUCUCGUGUGCAGCAGCAGGUUUGCGUCCUUGGCUGAUACGGUCCAGGAGAACAGUUUGGGUCGGAGUUUCGAUUUGUGUCCGGAGACCAAAGAAGUCCAUGUCUCUGGCAACAGGUUGAACUCACUAGGGGGUAAGCACCAAGAUCCAUUGAGAGAAGGAAUUGAGAAAAAUAGUUUUCCCAAGAACAAGAAUGCAACUGAAAAUGAAAAGAAAUCUGAAGAGCCCAGCACAAGACAGGCUGGUAUUAAAGCUGAUGAAUCACCUUUGGAUAGUUGGGAUGAGAUCAUGAAGAGCUCAGGGUCACCCUCUGAACUGUAUCAGAGGACAGAAUUCCAGCCAUGGGUUGGUGGACUUGGCCGGAUGCUUGGUGUCAAAAACGAGGCCUCUGAUGGAAGGCAAGGCAAACGUCGAGAUAUUUUCUUACACCCCGAUAAGCCUCUGGAACUUAAAGGUAACCAAGGAAUUUUUGAGCGGGCAGAAUAUUCCAGUUUCAAGGAUGAGGAGAUAGAGAAUGACUCCCAGCCACUCAGGUCAAACUGCAGGACGUACUGUCGUUCAAAUAAAGGUAAAUCAGGAAGUGCUGGCACAACAAAUUUUGAUAAAAUAAUUGAUGGCACUGGGAAAUCUGCUCAGGCUGACCUAAUGGCCAAGGACAGCUUAAAACUAGACACCAAAACUUCAGGGACAACAGGCAGGCCAUCUACAGCUCGGACUGCAAGAGACACUAUUACCUUGCCCUCGUCUUAUCUAUCACCUUGCAAUGUCACGCUUCAGGAUACCACAGACAGGAGCAUGGAUGAAUUUACCACCAGUCCAGCUGACCUGGGAGAAGCAGGCCGCUUAAGGAAAAAAAACGAUGCUGCGGCGGGUAAGACUGCUGUCAGAUUUCGGCCGACUCAGUCCAAAUCCAAAAAGGACGCAAAGCUGGAAUUCUUUGGUUUCGAUGAGCAGGAGGGAGAGGAAGGUGCCUUCCAGUCAACUGGUGGUGCAGCCAACUAUAAAAUCAAGUACUUUGGUUUUGAUGAUCUGAGUGAAAGUUCUGAUGAGGAUGAUGACUCUGAAUCAGAAGGCAGGCACCGGAAAAAGUCUUCAGCCAGAAUGGGUGAUGUUGGGGAUCUUCUGUCGAACUCUGAGUCAUCAGACUCUCAAGGAAGCCACUCGCAGUCUCAGCACAGCACAAGUACAGAUCCUCUGGAGUUCAGUGAUGAGUCAAAUCCCAAUUUCCAUGAUGUUGGUAGGAAACAAAUUAACAGACAGGAAAAAGCCAAGGAAAAUACCAGGAAAAUCUUCCAUGGACCUAAGCGGUCUCCUACUAAAGCUGUGUAUAAUGCCAGACACUGGAAUCAGCCCGAGGCAGAGGAGCUCCCUUCAACGCUGUUACAAUCUCACAAUAGCACAGGGAGCGCCGCAAGUAAGCAGCCACUGGUACAGUCUCAGACAACACCGGUCAUAGCCACCACAAAGGAAACUGCUCAGAAAGAUGAAGGUGUCUUCAAAGCCCCUCCUCCUCCUCCCCGUGUGAUCAAAACUGUAACAAUACCGACCCAGCCAUACCAAGACAUUGUGACCGCACUGAAAUGUAGGAAGGAGGAUAAAGAGCUAUACACUGUGGUCCAGCACGUGAAACACUUCAAUGAUGUAGUGGAAUUUGGAGAAAACCAGGAGUUUACAGAUGACAUUGAGUAUUUGCUCAGUGGAUUGAAGUGUUCUCAGCCUCUCAACACACGCUGCCUUAGUAUUAUCAGCUUGGCCACCAAGUGUGCCAUGCCCAGUUUCCGAAUGCACCUAAGAGCUCAUGGGAUGGUAGCCAUGGUCUUCAAGACACUGGAUGAUGCACAAAAGAACCAGAAUCUAGCUCUUUGCACGGCCGCACUAAUGUACAUCCUGAGCCGAGACCGACUGAACAUGGACUUGGAUCGAGCCAGUCUGGACUUGAUGAUUCGCCUCCUAGAAUUAGAUCAGGACCCAUGCUCGCGUCAACUGAAUGAGAAAGAAAUGAAAAAGAUAAAAGAGAAAAUCCGCAAGCUCUGUGAAACUGUUCACAACAGGCAUCUGGACUUAGAGAAUAUCACGACGGGACACUUGGCAAUGGAGACACUGCUCUCCCUCACAUCCAAACGAGCAGGAGACUGGUUUAAAGAGGAAUUGAGACUCCUGGGAGGAUUGGACCAUAUUGUAGAUAAAGUAAAAGAAUGUGUGGAUCAGUUAAGUGAAAAUGAAGAGGAGGACAAACUGGUUGCAUCAUUAUGGGGCGCAGAGCGCUGUUUACGUGUGUUGGAAAGUGUCACAGUUCACAAUCCAGAAAACCAGGGUUAUCUUAUAGCGUACAAAGACUCCCAGCUCAUCAUCUCUUCUGCCAGGGCAUUGCGACAUUGUGAGCAGUUGAUCACACGGUAUAACCGGGAAGAUAGCAAGCUCUGCCUAGCAAACAGCAAUUCUUUGCCGGAGUACGGUGCCUCUAGUCACAUUGGCAAAGCAGUAGAGGACUGCAUGAGAGCAAUCUUUGGUGUCCUGCUGAACUUGACCAAUGACAAUGAGUGGGGCAGCACAAAAACUGGUGAGCAGGACAACCUCAUCAGUACAACCAUGAACUGCGUGCUUCAGGUGCCACAGUACAUACCUCAGGAACAGAGAUUUGAUAUUCGAGUGCUGGGUCUAGGCCUGCUGAUUAAUCUUGUGGAGCACAGUGCUCGCAAUAGGCAUUGUCUUGUUGACAUGGAAACACCAUGCUCCUUUGAUUCAUUCUGUGCUGUGGAUGGAAACGAUAGUUUGCGGAUGGAAGGACAGGUGCGAGCUAUCGAGGCCUUGGUGCAGUUGUUUCUGCAGCGGGAGCGAGCUGCCCGUCUUGCAGAGACUGAGACUGAUGAUUUCAUCAAAGACACACCAACAGCUCCUCAAGACCAGAGUGGCCAGUGGCAGGAGACUGCAGGGUCAUUAGAAUGGGUGCAAUCAGAAAAUUGUACCAAGAAUGACAAUAAUGAAAAGAAAGAGGAGGAGGAUGAAGAGAUUGACCUGAAUAAAGCCCUGCAGCAUGCUGGAAAGCACAUGGAGGAUUGUAUUGUGGCCUCAUAUACAGCACUGCUUCUGGGCUGCCUAUGUCAAGAGAGCCCGGUGAAUGUUACUACUGUGAGGGAGCUUUUACCCGAAGGAGACUUCUCCAUAAUGACUGAAAUGUUGCAGAAGUUUUUGAGUUUCAUGAAUCUCACGUGUGCAGUGGGAACGACGGGACAGAAAUCCAUCUCUCGAGUAAUUGAAUACUUGGAUCACUGCUAAAGAACUCCAAGCUUCAGCUACAGAUAGGCUGUGUUCUGUCCCUUGGGGUUAAACCCCUCCCUCGUCAACCAAUCAUAUGGGCAACGCCUUCUCCCACCUUAUGUGUGGAAAGCACCAAGGGGAAGCUCACUCUGGUUUAUCAGUGACCGCUUCCAAAGGAGCUCAUGUCCAUUGUACCUGGCAGUACCAAAUGAAUGAAAACAGUGAAUCUGGUUGGAGGCAGAAAGAAAUCUGCAGAUGAAUGUGCUGUGCUUUAAGACACAGCUGAUAGUAAUUGCAUAGGUUGAAUUAUUCCAUACCCACACUGGUAUGCAGACAGCCCCAGUAUUGAGAAGCUUUCCUGCAAGAUCAAAAUAGAGUUUAAUAAAACUAAAUGGCCUUGUUUUACUCAGCAAUACUACAGAGUGCUUUCAUUGAUCAGGUUUAUGGUUUAGUGUGGGUAUGGAAUAAAUCCUGUACCCCACAUGUUUUUUGUUUAGUUACCAUGACAAAUGUAGACAUUGCUGUGAUUGGUGACUGUUGCAUCUGAGCACAGUGCAUACGGUCAAUUGACAACUAAUUCAUUCGACACCAAAAAACCACACAACCCUCCAGAAAAGGUAUUUGUUUUACUGCAAGUUGAAUGGAUUGACAUGGUUUAAGCUUUGACUCGUGUUCUAUAUAUAGAGUUAAAUAACGCAGGUAUAUAAUUAUAUAAUAAGACUAUUUGUUUUAGUUCUCCUGGUCCAUUCAACUUGUAUUAAAAUAAAUGGUGUGGAUUAAAGGAGCCAAUUACAAUCUCAAAUAUCCCAUCGAUAAUGUAAUAUCCCUUAAUGGAUGAGGAUUUUAUUUUGUCUUGAAGUCUUCAUCCUAAUUUAUCUUAGACAUGUUUUAAAAUUGGAAAAGCACACCAGCCGUGUCCAGGUCCCAACCUGAUUUGGUUACCUGUAGUUAUCUCUGGGUUGAGUCUCGCUGGAUCCACAGAAAAUAUGUACAAGAUGCCUGUUUCAAGAUGACUGAGUGUUGUUGUGAAGCUAGGUGAUAACUUUCAAUACUCAGUUGUCAUAUUUGAUUGUGGUUAGUCUUUGACUGCGUUUUGGAUGUUUCAGUGCUGUGAUCUGCUUUUGAGUCUCUAACGUCACCAGAAGCCAUUCAGUGCUCCUGAGAGUUUGAACACUGGAGUGAAGCAACAUCAGUUUUCUUCAUCUUAACUUAGAAAAUUCCUGUUUAUGCUUAUAUUAAAUACAAUGAAAUGGCCGAUCAAAGCAGGAGAGGAGAAAGCAAUGGUAUAUGAAAAAUAUUCCAAGGUUCUCAGUUUUAAUACGUUAGUUUCCUUACUGAAAACUAUUGAGUUUAGCUAUGAGCAGGGCUGUAUAAAAAUCGUACCUCCAAUUGCAGGCAUUUGCAAUGUCUGCAUCAGUAACAUUGGGAUGUUAAACAUAGGUGCAGAGCAGGAAUGAUAGUCAUCAGCCUUUGCCUUCUCCACUGCCACCCACCUCUUUCUCUUUUCCGGGCAAUGACAAGCAAGUGCACAAUACCUGUUUAAGUUUUGCAGUUACACCAGGAGACUGCUGAGGGCAGAUGUGUCUUAAUUUUGAUACUCAAUUAAUAUAGUCGGGAGAAGAGUUGGGGAUGUUCCUUGAAGUUAAAUCACUAUGUGCAGGUAAUCGAACAAAGCUAUGUUGAAUAUUAUAAUGUAAGCAUUUUAGAGUUGAUAGUUAUUUCCACACAUUUUAAAAAUUUGCACUUGCAGAAACCAGUAACGUUCUGUGUCUUUAUCAGAGAAAAUAAUUGUUGUGACAGUUUUUACCUCCCCGCAGGCAGAAUUUGAGCAGCUUUUCCAAACUUGAUUCAAGGUAGAUCCAUCUUAUGAGUAGUUGAUGAAUGUGCUACGGAAGUGAGCAAUCUGCUUCAGUUUGACUGGCUUAUAUAGCUAGUAAAGCUGGCUGAUAAAUAAUGAGGAAAAUGUUGGUAUGAAUCAAUAUAAUUUUUUUCUAGUUAUAGAAUUGGAAAAAGAAUGAUGAAAUUAUUCUCUACUGCAUAUUUUAGGCUCAAACUAAAGGUGUGGAAAAUGACCAGCUGAGCCUGUCAAUGAGACCUUCUUCCUUUUGUGUUUCUGGUGUAGGGUUGCAUUUUUACCUAUUCUAUUUGCCCCACAUUAAAAACACCAGCUGGCAUCUCCAUUGUAUCAAAGGCUGCAAUGGAAACUGAAAGGGGCUCCCAACCUUUUGUUAUGCCAUGGACCCUGACCCCUACCAUUAGUUGAGGGGUCUGAGGACCCCAGGUUGGGAAUCCCUGGUUUAUGCAGACAAAAACCAGCAAUAUAUAUAUAUAUAUAUAAAAUAAUGUUGGUGGGUGUCAUUUGGAAUGCCAGUGAGUUACUGUGAGGUUUGCAGGUCAUGAAAUUUCAGUGCAAGACGAGGUAGUUACUUACUUCCCCAUACUUACUGCCCUUUGUGUUUUCAAUUCAAAUGGAUUUUGAUUGGGAAUGCUGCUUUGAUAUAAUUGGAAGGAGCUGGCUGCUCUGAAUUACUGAGGCAGCUCUCAAUCCAAGGCGCACCUUCAGUGUUCUUUAUGGAUGGAUGAUUGUUAUUAAUUAUUUAACUGUAGAAAACCAAAUGACUGAAGAACUAGGAAAAUCUUUAACAUCCUUAUCUUCAUGUUAACUAACUGGUUUUACCCUACCCAUGCCAUUUUUUAAAAGUCCAAGAUAUAAUGGCUCAACAUUUUAUUUGCUGAUUUUAGUCGGAUGAAAUUAUAUGUGUGAAUUACCCAGCUCUGCAGAAUCUUUUUAAGUCAUCUGCUAUAGCAAAUUACAAUAUGAGUCUUUGGUAUGUUUGUCCAGAUGGAAUACAAUCUCUGUGAUGCUGAAUAGGUCUUCAUAAUGUGAAAUAAAAGCUAUUGAGAACUAGGAGGCACAAGUUUUAAUCUCUGGAAUCCAACUUCAAACCAGCCUGGACUGAGAGAUCCAGCAUUCAACACUGGCGUAAUAUUUUGUAAGGGAUUGAUUAUUGCCACAAGUAUCUUUGAGUUUAAUGAGAUUUGAUUCUGUAUUUGCUGGAAAUGUGAGCUGUCAGUUCUCCAUAUUGAUUCCAAAGGUAGAGAUCUGUUCCCUCCACUGACUCACCUCUUCUGAACAAGCACUGGAAAUGUGGAUGGUGGGGAUUAUUGACAAUUCACUGUGUUGAGUGUCUGUCAGAGAUACUAUGAGAGCCCUUUAGUAACUAAUUAUCCCUCUGCUUUGACUUUGUCUUUUCCACCAAGCUUUGUAUCUUUGCUGUUGGAGUAGUCUGCAAUUUCUGCUUGCUUAGUCUGGCCACAGGUAGCUAGCUGCUGGUCAGCGGUUAUUUCCCUUCAGGUCAAUAAGAACUAUGCAAAGUAUACUAUAGUUCAGUAAAAUGCUUUUAACCCCUUUCUCCCCAUUGUUUCUCCCCCUUUGUUUAACCUUUGAUAUCAUUCUCCAGUGGUGUUGAUAUUGUUGGAAGGAUUGGGAGCUGUUCUGUCUAUAAUCCAGGAAUUUUAGCUAAUGUUCCUUUUCGUGUGGUUCAGUGUCCAGAUUCUGAUCAUUGUCUGUCCCUUUUUAUCAACAGUUUUCACUAAAGAUGUGAAGUUAAAAUCCUUUGUUCAGGGUAGAACCUCUUUUAAUGAUAUGUACAAUAGGUUUAUUCUACCCUCUGAGAGGGAAUUAUUCCCAUUCCUUUCCAAUAUCAUAUAAACUGCCCCAUGUCCAAACCAUGUACCUGUAUCUUGGAAGAGUACAGAUGGUAUUCUGCACUGAAUGUGAUGGAAAUCAGCUGAAUUAGUCUUUCCUGUUCUGGUGAAGGCACAUGUGGAAGCACCUCUCGAGGAGUUUCACUCUUGCAUUCUUUUGCUCAGUGCUGCUGUACUGCUUGAUGCCUGCUAUGGGAGGAGUAUCUUCCAUGAACAACCCGGUUCGUGCUGGGUUUUCUUCACUACUCUUUGUAGCUGUUCCCUGAGAAAAGUAUAUCUCUGCUUCGUAUUUUUAACUUUACAGAUGAUUGAAACCUCAGUGAUUUAACUUGACUAAAUCUGGCUGUAAACUUCAUGGUGCCAUAUUGAACGUUCAUCGAUGCUGCAAAACAUGCGUGAAAUAUCAGUCAGUGGAGCCAGAACGUGUUUAGUGGGGAAUGAAUGAAGUGUAUUUUUACAGGAUUUAUAGAAAUGGCUCCUGAUUUAUUGCUUGGAAACCGGCUUUCCAAAUACAAAUUAAUGUCAACUGGAUCAAGGUAUGAAAUAUGUUUUUUUCUCAAAUCCUGACUCUCAGGAUUGGGUGAGAUUACAGAUUGUUUUCAGUGCUUCUUUGGAUCUUGUAAGUUUAUGAACACAAACAAAAUUCAAGAUUCCACAAAUUUAAAAGUUUCCGUUCUUGUAGAGGUCAUUUGCUGCAGAUUCUCUGGGCAGUAGACUGCUCCGAUCUUCAGUCUGGCCUUUUGAACAGACUCUCAGUUCUAAAUAGCCGGUGUUUUUUUAUGAAUGUUCAGACUAAAUCUAAUCAAGCCUCCAGUUUGAGAUUUUAAAGCCAUGUUUUAUAUUUGUCAAAGUAAAGCUACUAAAUAUUUUUAAGCAGAUACAAUUUGUUUAAUUCUAGUCUGCAGUUUACAGCAGUGCAGCUUCUGUCUCUUCUAGUUGGGCUUGCUUUUAGGGAAAAAUGUAGGGGUCUGGUUGUGGUGAUAUCCCAGUUACUUUGUCACUCAUUUACAUUGGAAACCCAGUUUCUAUGGUUCAUAUGUGAGAAGAUUACAAUUCUGAUAACGAGGUUUCAUCUUGUCCUUGUUCAAUGAAGUAGGAGUAGAUGCACUAAAUGUAGGAUCCAAAUAUUUAUCCAAGUUCCCCACAACUCUAUAGCAUUAAUAAAUGUGAAUCUGCUCCUAUCAGCAUACUUGAUGUGUUAAGUUAGUAUCAGACUUCCAUUGUUGAAUUCUGAACUUGUGUCAUUAGCAGCCAGUCUUUCAAUUAUUGCCUCAAAAGUCAAUUUAUUCCAGAAAGCGGGGGAUGUUGCUGUUAUCGUGAUCAUUGGCUAGUUUUUAAAUUGGCUGCUGAGAAUAGGUGUGAUUGACUAUCAGUUAUGAAUAUAUUUCCAUUUCCAUUUCCAUUUCUGUUCCCUUGCGUUGAAUCAAAUAGAGUGAAUUAUGUAACUCAGCCCCAUUAAUGUAUUGGAUCCUGAUUGUACGUACCCAAGGCAAAAAUUCUUCAAUGGACGGACUAUCAAUGCUUCACUGUUUGGGGAAGAUAGAAUCAAGUAGAACAUACCUAAAAUAUAGUGUUAUCUCAAUUUUACAAUCAUGAUUCGGGCUUAAAUCAGAAGCACUCUUAGCAGAGUUGUAUUAGAGUUUUUAAUUCUAUAGCCUGCCCUGCCAGGUGGUCAGACACAUUCGGGAUUCACUUUAAUUUCAUGAGUGACCCGAGUUAAUCAAAAAUCCCUUGAUGUAGUUGAAUAUUUCACAAGAGCAUAAGUAAUAUAAAUGAUGUUUCAGUGAAUUUUUUUGGACAUGCUUUGAAUUUUAGAACUGAAUUGGAAGGUGGGGCUUGGACACUGGUUCCAGAAAUGCUAGUCUUUUAUAUGGAGGGAUAGGUCCGGUAGGUGAUGGUUUUUAUUUUUUGUAUGUAAGGAUUGGAAAAUGUUGCUAAGUAAAUUUAGCAAUGGCAUUGUUACUGCUCAGCUUCAUUUAUGCUUUAUUUUUCCCUUGCUUUUCUGCUGCUUUGCAGAUAACAUGAUAGAAACGUGAAAUUUGUUGGGUUGGGGGUUAAUGUUACCACAGGGAGCCUCAUCCUUGUGUCCAUAACAUGGAAAGAGAAAAACAAGUAGCCUCAUCAGUUUAAUCCUUACACUUUGGAUGAACUUUCAUAGCUAUAUAGUUGUUGGUGCUUUUUUUAAAAAGAAGGCUUCCCUUAUAAAAGAUUAUGUUGUCAGGCAUUGGGGUUCUCUGAACAAGAAUGCCUUAAUCGGUAGGCUUUGGUUAUUUAUGUUAAUUGGAAAUAUAUGAAAUAAACCAAAAUGAGAAGUUUGAAUUUCCAGGUCUACCCAGAGAGGCAGAGUAAGUUGCAGUAUCAUACAAAAGUGUUUUCUUUGACUGGUGCCCCUAAUAAUGGAUAAUGUAUUCACAUCCACUGACUUGGACACUGUGGCUUUCACCGGGUUUCCCUCCAUUGCUUCCAUCUCUUGUCCACUGAGCUGUGCAGAAGGAAAUGAACUGAAAUAACUUUUCAAUACUUUCUUUGCUGGAGUAUCUGAACAUGCUGAAGACAGCAUCCAUUAUUCAGAUCCUAACAUAUUCAUUUUCUUUAAAGUUAUCAUUUCAAAGCUCUAAUGAGAAUUAAGAUUGUGUCUGUCAAAUUUUUCUUGUAAAAUUAUAAACUUAACCUGCAAAAACUAUUGCUGUAAGUUAAGAUCCUGGAUAUGGCUUGCGAUCGUCCUGCACAGUGGUCAUAUGCAGACUUCUUCAGGCCGAAACCAUUUGAAAUGUCUAUUCCCGUUCCCCGAGUAUACGUCCUAGGUGCUUCUACACUCAAGCCCAGACCAUAUUCAUUAAUCAUGUAUCCAACGGAUGUCAUAGGCGCUUUCUCAGUUAAAGUGAGAAAGUGCCAAGUAUAUCUCACCAGUCAGCAAUUCUGAAAAUUUGAUACAAUUAAGCCAGUUAAUUGGAGUUUAUCAGGGUGUACAUGUUUAAAGAAUAUUUUAGUGAUUAUAUCUCUGCAAUGAAUUGUUAACUGGGAGAGAAUAAUAAAUAUUUCCAUUAACCACAUAGUCUGUGAGUAGCACGACAUGAUUCUUAAAUGUGAAAACCUGCUUAUUCUCGCUGCCAUUCAUCGAAUAUUCUUUGCAGCUGCCAGUUUGAUUGGGAAGGUUUCAUUUCAUUACUUUAGGUAAAGUCAGGAUAGGUUUGCAGAUACUGUCCACCUCUCAAUUCAAAUUGAUCACCUACAUAUUUUUCUCACUGCUAGCUUGUGGUGCAUUCACAUCCAUUUAAUGGCUAUUUCCGCAGAAGCAGACCUUGUUUGCGCGAGUCCCAUUUGGAACCCACUUGGGCUUCCAUGUUGACAUGCACACAGUCUGAAAACGCUGAGCUUUGCAUGAGGUUGCUUGAUUUAAGCUGAUAGGAGUAUGGGCUUCUGUUCCAUUGUGAUGGUUCACUCACAACACUUUCAGAAAGGAAAACGUGGCCUUUGAAGUUUAGACUCCAGUGUGAAUAGAGAGUGAACAUAACUUUCAUAUUCUCAUCUAAUUUUUUUUCAGUCAAGUAACAUUUUAAAGCCUUCUGCUGUGAUAGGAGGGGUGCUUCAAACUUGGGAGAGUUCAUGUCUCGUGAUCUUGAUCCUGUGUAUACUUGAUCCUCAUUGACAGAAUGGGUGAAAUACUUAUCUCUGGGCUGCACGGUUUUCCGGAAGUUGUGUAAUUUAAGCAGCAAAACUCUAAAUGACUAAUUGUGUGGACUUCUAAAGGUGCAUUUGAGGAUUCAAGAAGCAUUCUUUGAUGCACUGAUCUUUCAUUCUGAAGUAAUCCCAGCCUAGUUAUGGUUUUGUAGAUGAGAGGUAUGGUUGAGUUACUUUCGAAGGAAGGUUACCUCUGAUGCAUUUCCCACUUAUCUCUGAGUUUCACUCCCAGCACUCUGUCAGUUACUUGUGGCUUUUCCCACAAGUUAAACCCUCAUGUCUACAUUUGCAAUUGUUUUCAUUCCAUUCCGUUGUUGUAAACACAUGACUGGGAAGGGUACAUGAGGGCAUGAACAGAAUGGAUUUAAAAUAAAUUUUAAAUGACUUUCUUUGUGUAAAUAGUUGUGUAAAUAUUGGCAAUUGGAAAUUUAGAAUGGUAGAAAUACUUUUCAGAUUCCGAUCCUAUUUUUAUUUUAUACAUAUUUCUCAGUUUCAAUCUUUCAGAGUAAAAGCCAAAUGGCAGGAAAUAGAGUUUGUACCAGUUUCUGAAGUAUGUCUUUGGUUACCUGUAAAUAAUUUUAACUCGAAUAAAAAUUGCUACUUUCAGUACA
Molecule: messenger RNA, 11747 nt
Organism: Hypanus sabinus (Atlantic stingray)
Lineage: Eukaryota; Metazoa; Chordata; Chondrichthyes; Myliobatiformes; Dasyatidae
Product: wings apart-like protein homolog
Exons: 19
Coding region: 112-3765 (1217 amino acids)
Biological process (GO): regulation of chromosome condensation
Source: RefSeq, a predicted model, not a curated record